UUUUGGCACUCUGGCGUCGCGGAAGUGUGUGAUGUUAUUAUCAUGGCGGAUCAGAGCAGUGAUGCUGGUGCAGAUGGAGACCUCUCCUCCGUCAUGGGCUUCUCUGGGUUCGGGAGAAAAGCUCGAACCUUUGACCUGGAGGCCAUGUUUGAGCAGACCAGGCGGACGGCCAUCGAGAGGAGCCAGCGAGUGUUAGAGGAUCGUGAGAAGCAGGAGUUGGAGGAGAGCCGGCAGAAGGAGAAACCGUCCACAUCCAGGAAGCAGCAGCCGGACAGUGAUGAGAGCGACUCUGAUGUCAUCGGUCCUCUUCCUCCACCUGCUCAGGCUGAUGAUGAAGAUGAUGAUGAUGAUGAUGAAGAUGAUGAUGAUGAUGAUGAUGGAGUGGUCGGACCACCGCUGCCACCCGGAUUCAUGCGCAGCACUGCUGACGAGGAUGAUGAUGAGGACGGCAAUGAGGACGAGGAUGAUGAUGAUGAUGAUGAUAAUCCAGUGAAGAAGAUACCGGAUACUCAUGAGAUCACACUUCAACACGGCACUAAAACCGUUUCAGCUUUGGCUCUGGACCCGUCUGGUGCUCGUCUGGUCACCGGUGGUUAUGACUAUGAUGUGCGCUUUUGGGAUUUCGCCGGGAUGGACGCAAAUCUGCAUGCCUUCCGGUCACUCCAGCCAUGUGAAUGUCAUCAGAUCAAAGCCCUGCAGUACAGCAUCACAGGUGACGUCAUUCUGGUUGUGGCUGGAAACUCUCAAGCCAAAGUUCUGGACCGGGACGGUUUCCAGGUUCUUGAGUGCAUUAAAGGAGACCAGUACAUCGUGGACAUGGCCAAUACCAAGGGUCACACUGCUAUGCUGAACGACGGCUGCUGGCAUCCCAAAAUCAAAGAGGAGUUCCUGACCUGCUCCAAUGACGGGACUGUGCGCACGUGGGACUUGACCUCCGAAAAGAAGCACAAAUCAGUGUUCAAGCCUCGAUCCCAGCAGGGCAAGAGAGUGACUCCCACCUGCUGCACCUACAGCCGGGACGGCAAACUCAUCGCCGCAGGCUGCCAGGACGGGACCAUCCAGAUCUGGGACCGAAACCUGAGCGUCCACACCAAGUUCCACUGCCGGCAGGCGCACGCCCCUGGAUCAGACACGUCCAGCCUGUGCUUCUCCUAUGACGGAGUCACUCUAGCGUCCAGAGGAGGCGAUGACACACUGAAGACGUGGGACAUUCGCAGCUUCAGGAGUCCACUCAAUGUGGCCACCGGCUUGACCUCCUUCUUCCCCAUGACCGACUGCUGCUUCAGUCCGGAUGAUAAGCUGCUGGUGACGGGCACAUCUGUGAGAAAGGACGAGGGUCAGGGGAAACUGCUGUUCUUCCAGCGAGAGACUCUACAGAAACUCUAUGAGAUUGAGGUGGCCGAUGCGAGCGUGGUCCGCUGUCUUUGGCACCCCAAGCUCAAUCAGAUCAUGGUUGGAACGGGAAACGGCCUGGCCAAGGUUUACUACGACCCGGUCAAGAGUCAGAGAGGUGCGAUAUUGUGUGUGGUGAAGAGUAAGAGGAAGGAGAAACAUGCAGAGACCCUGACACAGGAUUACAUCAUCACCCGACACAGCCGAAGCCGCUGUUCGCCGAGGAAGAGGAGGAAGAAGAGGAUGACAAAGACGAGCCAGAAUGGAAGAAGCGCAAGAUCUGAGGAGAUAUUCUGUUCCCGCUUUACUCUGAGUGUGAGUUGUGAAGUAAAACCGAUGGAGUCACGUCCGUCUGGAUUCUCUCAAACUUUCCCAACCUUUAUUUGGACUGAGUGCGGUGGAGGACAUCUUUACGUCUCUAUAAAAGUCUGUCAGUCUAUAUUGAAGCGGAAGAAAUAGAAAAUAAUGCAGUCAUUUUGCUGAUAGUGGUUUUUAAUUGAUUGAGUCGUGCUCGUACUGACAGCUCAUUGUUAUUAUUUUGACUAGUAUUUCAUUAUGUUCUUCGGUAGUGUUUGUCUCUUUUUACAUACAAGUGAAACACCAUAGUGGAGUGUGUUUCUCGCUUCAGCUAACACACUGUUGUAUUUGGUAUUACGGGUUGUAAAGCAAAAAUGUGUGUGUUUUACGUUCACUCAACCUUUAAUAAAUACUGUUGGAUAUUUGUUAUUUUUGUGGAAGCUGUGCGAGUGGCGCGUCGAGGCGCGCUUUGUGUUGCUGUACGUAUCGCUGUGUGCGAUCACAUGUUUGCGUGACGGUUUGUCGUGUAAACAUUGGAGACGUCACGCUAGCACAACACAUUCCUUUCCAUUGAGUCUUGUGUGUGUGUGUUGGUCCGCCUCGUCUUCCCCAGUGAGUCACUGCGCUCUGUAAAUAUUUACUCCAUCAAAAUCUUUAAAUGCUUCUUUUGUUAUUAAAGCUCCAGCUCUCCA
This is a messenger RNA of Danio rerio (zebrafish), 2381 nucleotides long. Lineage: Eukaryota; Metazoa; Chordata; Actinopteri; Cypriniformes; Danionidae. The record is from RefSeq and is a predicted model, not a curated record.